ACGCUGUACAGUCACCCUUCACGCCUUUGAUCGACCACCACUCUCGCUCUACGUUGCUGCAACCCUCUGUCCAAUACCCUCGAAAUUGUUGUGCUUGAUUCCCUCCGUCUCUACCGAAGGAUCGCUUCUGCUCACAAUAGUCCACACCCUCCACUAACUGUGCACUACUAGGUUGUGUUGAGCGAAGACUCUAGUACUACUUAACGUUCGAUCUUUGUGUUCUUAGUCAUCUGCAGUAACACUUGCGGAAACUUACGACAACAUGUCUGGAACUGGAGGCGCGUAUGCCACGAAGGCAAAAGAUACGGAUUUCAGGAAGAAGUGGGACAAGGAGCAAUAUGCAGAACGCGCAAAGCAGAAGGAUCUGGAGGAGCGAGAGAGGAUGCAGGAGAAUGAGGAGCGACUGAAGCAAGGGAAGAAACCAAGGAAGGGGAAACGCGAAGAUCUUCCUAAACCUACGGAACUCAUGAAGCAGAGAGAGGCUCCGCUGGAGCUCGAGAAGAACCUUGGAAAAACAAUGGUCGUACAAAGCACAAGUGGACGAGGUCCUGGCGUUCCGGGAUUCUAUUGCGAAGCGUGUAAUCGCACUUAUAAAGACAGCGUAGGCUAUCUGGACCAUAUCAACGGUCGAGCUCAUCUGCGAGCCCUUGGCCAAACAACCCGGAUUGCCCGUUCUACGGUCGAGCAAGUCCGUGAACGAAUAGCGUAUCUUCGGGAGAAGACGAAGGAAGCCUCGAGUGCAAAGACAUUCGAUUUCGAGCAGCGGCUGGCAGAGGUUAAAGCCAAAGAAGCUGCGUUGCGCGCAGAGAAGAAAGCUCAGAAGAAGGCAGAAAGGGAAAAGUAUCGAGUUGAGCUUGUGAAAGACGUCACAAUGGUACACGACGAUACCAUGAUAACAAUGAUGGGUUUCACUGGUUUUGGCACAUCGAAGAAAUAAACGUCUCAUGUUUGAAGAACAAUGCACUUGGAUUAUACUCUACAAGACCGGACUACUGAUAUACUGUAAUACAUUUGUUCUUUGUUGUUGUAUUUCUACAUAUCUAAUGUCAUAGCUUUGCCAACGACAG
Messenger RNA from Somion occarium, 1067 nucleotides. NCBI's taxonomy places the organism in Eukaryota, Fungi, Basidiomycota, Agaricomycetes, Polyporales, Cerrenaceae. The record is from the annotation of a GenBank genome assembly.